Messenger RNA from Spodoptera litura, 1720 nucleotides. RefSeq names its product zinc finger CCCH domain-containing protein 15 homolog. NCBI's taxonomy places the organism in Eukaryota, Metazoa, Arthropoda, Insecta, Lepidoptera, Noctuidae. Gene Ontology annotation, biological process: cytoplasmic translation. Gene Ontology annotation, molecular function: metal ion binding; mRNA binding. Gene Ontology annotation, cellular component: cytosol. The record is from RefSeq and is a predicted model, not a curated record.
CACAAAUUCACAUCUGUGCAGUGGUGUGCACCGUGGACUAGAAUAUAUUUACUUUUAGAAAUACGUGUUAAAUAUUAAAUAGUUUCACUAUUAAUAGUUUAACAUUCUUAUAAUACUCGAUUUAGUUUGAGGAAGAAGAAUUGUACUAGGUUUAUAUUUAUUUGAAGGUUCGAGAAAAGACAUAACCAUGCCGCCGAAGAAAGCAAGCGGCGGCGGCGGCGGUGGUGGCCCGAGUAAAAAGACAGAGGCGAAGAAAAAGGAUAAAGUUAUCGAGGAUAAAACCUUUGGGCUUAAAAAUAAGAAGGGAGCGAAGCAGCAGAAGUUUAUUCAGCAAGUUGAGAAGCAAGUGAAGAGUGGCGGCAUUCACCCUGCCAAGCCUAUGGAUGACAAGAAGAAAGAAAAGGAGGCCAAAAUGAAAGAACAAAAAGAAUUAGCGAUGCUGUUCAAACCUGUGCAGACACAGAAAGUUGAAAAAGGUACGGACCCCAAGUCGGUGGUGUGUGCAUUCUUCAAGCAGGGUCAGUGUACGAAGGGAGAUAAGUGCAAAUUCUCGCACGACUUGACACUUGAAAGAAAAGCUGAGAAACGAUCUCUAUAUGUGGACAUGCGAGAUGACGACGACAAUAUGGACAACUGGGAUGAAGAUAAGCUAAAGGAAGUAGUUGAGAAGAAACACGGCGAGGGUGAUAAGCAGAGACCUACUACUGAUAUUAUCUGCAAACAUUUCUUGGAAGCUGUAGAGAAAUCAAAGUAUGGGUGGUUUUGGGAGUGUCCUUCUGGUACUAAAUGUAUAUACAGGCACGCUCUCCCACCAGGCUUCGUUCUGAAGAGAGAUAAAAAGAAAAUGGAGGAGAAGAAGAAUGAGAUCUCUCUUGUCGACCUGAUUGAAAGAGAGAGAGCCGCACUUGGACCCAAUCAGACAAAGAUUACAUUAGAAACUUUCCUUGCCUGGAAAAAGAAGAAGAUUAAGGACAAACACGACGCUCAAACGAAGGCUGAGGAGCAACGUCGCAGUGACUUCAAGGCGGGUCGCGCGGUGGGUCUGUCCGGGCGCGAGAUGUUCUCGUUCGACCCGGCGCUGGCGGCCGACGCGGACGAGGACGACGACGAGGCCGUCGACCUCGCCACCUACGGGGACGAGGACGCAGACACGACGGAGUACAGAGAAGUACAGUUCGACCUCAUCGCUAUGGAAGCUUCCGAGGCGGACGACACGGGCACCAAAGCGACAGAAGACAGACUGCACCAACUAGGCCAGGGUCUGUCCAAUGGAACCAGUUCCACUGGCGACGGAGACGACACCCAGUCCUCCAAGGAGGGAUCCUCUACCGACACCGCCUCCGCUGUACCCAUCAACGAAAACCUCUUUUUAGAUGAAGAUUUAGACGAAGAACUUCAAAACUUAGACUUAGAAGAUUAGUAUUUAAAAUUAUAUACAAAGUGUGACCUCAUUGGACCGUUUAUGUGGUGAUAAUAUGUUGUAAAGCCUUCGCUUAUUGGUGGCACGGGAAGACAUUUCUGUGUUAAAGAAAAUUGUACCUUGUUGUGUGUUUUUAUGGUUGAAAUUUCAAUACAGAUAUAAAUAAAGUGUAUAGGUAACAAAUCAAAGCUGUUCCUAUGUGAUAGAGUUGAAAUUCCAAUGAGUAUAAAAUCUAAUUUAAACUGUCAAACACCAAGCGGUCACCGGUGACCGCAACCUAUUGUUCUAUAAUUGUGUCUA